AUGGAUGUGAUUACAAUCAUUAUCGCGUACUGUAACCUCAGCUUCCCCGUCUUGGAAGCGCAUUUGGCAGCUUUGGCCACCGACCCAGAUCCAAUGCAAGAAAACUCGUGCCUUCAAGAUGAACAGUCAAAUGCUUCGUGUCUUUUCGCUUUACUCGAAGGUAUAUUGGGGCAGGGAAAGGGGAGCGGAGGCAGACCUGACCCACCUCAUCUCUGUUUAAUAACCGCCGCCCUGUGUGCACUGCCACAUUUCGUGGGCAGCACAACGGCGCAAUUUUUCAACUUGGCUGCAAUUUGUUCUGCCGCGACGCUGUUCCAUUGGUUCACGGGAUCUGAGUGGUCAGUCAGUGUACUUUGUGAUGAGUCCUGUGAUAAAUCCCAGCCUUCAUCUCAGAUUAUUCAAUCUCCAAUUGAAGUGGCCCAGAGAAAUAGCGCCGCCCUCCGGAGCCUUGUUCGUUCGUCUGGCGGUUUCGCAAAGAAGGCGCGGCCGGCAAACCCAGAUAGUAUCCCUGCCGCACUAAUCGAUAUCAGCACAGUUGAACAGUUGGUUAGCAGCACGACGUCUGACCCAGCUGAUCCUCAUACAUCUGCCGAUCAACAUCAGGACGAGAGACUUCUAGAUGAAUUGGCUUGUAGUGCAGCUUUGGCCAUAGUUGAUUCGAAUGGGGGCAAUGUCAGCAGCGGUGUUCAAACAAUACACGUUUUUCCCAAGCUUCCUUAUACUUCUCCUUCACAAGAACCCGAUGCAGGAAGUCUAAGCAUGAAUUCUUUUUUCCUGAACAAGAAUGCUGAAAUCAGCAGUGGCUCCAAUUUCCACCGAAACCCAGUCUACGCAACAUUUAAAAUGCCUUCGCCAAGCAAGGAACCGACUCAAUCUUCGAUUCCUCGUAUCGAAAGUUCCUCGUGUAUUAAUCCAAGUAAUGCAGAUAAAUCUGCGCCAGCAUCCCCAGCGCAGGACGUUGUCUCCACCACCCAGUCCCACACACCUCAGUACAACCAACUGACAUCAACUCAGGUCAGUACACCGACCUCUCGAUCGUCAUGGCAACGCAACGCCGGAAGGGGUAAAACAAAGUAA
Molecule: messenger RNA, 1077 nt
Organism: Mesocestoides corti
Lineage: Eukaryota; Metazoa; Platyhelminthes; Cestoda; Cyclophyllidea; Mesocestoididae
Source: the annotation of a GenBank genome assembly